AGUCUUAGUGACUAAACAUUAUUCUAAAUGAAUUUCAGACUUUCCUCAAACUCGCUUGAUCUGGGUUUCUAGACCAACGCACGGCCAUGCCUGAACAAUAACUGCUUGGGUCACCCAUCCACCUCCAUCGAUACAGGCUCUUCCUGGUGGCAAAAAACCCACAAUGGAUUAGACUACUUCCAUUCCGAGCACCUCGGUAGUUGUACUUAUAGUCUCUGUUCUCACCCCUGAGUCAUUAGUUUUACUCCCAAGUCCAAUACUACCGGUCUUGUCACCCCUCAAAAGAAUUCACGGCCACCCCGAUCCUAUAUCCUAUCGCCUUGGUCAUCAUGGCUGCUUCUCCAACCGAAAGCACUGCCUUAAGCGUUCCUCAUCAAGAAGCCAAAGAGCUAUGGCGUGGAUGGAAGCAUUCGUCUUCAACCCUUCCGCUCUUUCCUAUUCCGGAUCUCCAAGGUGAUCAAAAUUUCGACGAAUGGAGAAGAACGGUCGAUGCCAACCUCUGUGCCGUCUUUCUCGAGGGUUUCAUCAAGGGCACAGAGACACCUCCUCAAGGAGACGACAGUCGCAUUGCCAGAUUGAACCGUGAGCGCUUUGAGCAAAGAAGACAAUGCGCCUUCCGGAUCAUCUACGACAGUAUCAACCGUAUCUUGCCGCAACUCAAGUCCAGUGGGCAUUGGACCCUUGACGUCACCGAUCGCGACCCCAAAGUCCUAUGGGAUGCAGUUCAUCGCUGGGAUGCCGACCGCCCUGGCAUAUACGUAUCUCGCCUACUGGACGAGUUCUACAGUAUGUGCCACUGUCAACAUAAGUCAGACCUCAACGCCUACCGCGACAGAGCUUUCUGGCUUCGUAUGCGUUUCGAGCGGAUGGGCAUCCCAAUUCCGGCAAAAUUCUACAUGUUUUAUCUGGUUAAAGGCCUAGAGACUUACGAUUUGGACUGGGCUAACCGCCUGUACGUGGAUAUCGGGGAUGGAAAAAUCACCUGCACUAAACUCGACAUCGAGAUUGGUUCCAAAUACGCCAUGGACAAGCGGGAAGAAGAGCACCGCGAAAAUCUUGCCAAAAACGAACUCCUCCGCGAACUUCGCCAACUUGCAGUCCAGAUCCUGCGCCAACUAAAGGAUGAUAGGCGCCUCGAAAAUCUUACCAAAAACGAACUUCGCGAACUUGUAUACCAGAUCAUGAGUGAUCUGAUGGACCACGGGCUCCUCAGUGCCAUAGACCAUCAAUCUGGUCAGAACCGCGUCUGCAAAAGGUGCUCUACCCAUCAUUAAGAGUACCAACGGCUUGAGGAAGCAAUACGGUCAUGCCUCCCUCCGAUCACGCUUCUCGCCGAUUCUUCACCUAUGAGGUUUCACCUCGGUGAUCAUCACUCAUCACUCACUUUGCAUUCGUGCCAGGUGGUGAACUAU
This is a messenger RNA of Neurospora tetraspora, 1412 nucleotides long. RefSeq lists its product as uncharacterized. The record is from RefSeq and is a predicted model, not a curated record. Bases 330 to 1274 code for a protein of 314 amino acids. The transcript is spliced from 2 exons. Lineage: Eukaryota; Fungi; Ascomycota; Sordariomycetes; Sordariales; Sordariaceae.